Messenger RNA from Durusdinium trenchii, 1200 nucleotides. The record is from the annotation of a GenBank genome assembly. NCBI's taxonomy places the organism in Eukaryota, Dinophyceae, Suessiales, Symbiodiniaceae.
AUGCAGGAGUUGAUGCCCAUCCUGUACGACGCCGGUGAGUCGAUUCAAUUGAUCUUUAUGAUCAUAGCAGAGGUCUUCUUUAUUUCAAUAAUGGCAUUGAUCCUCUCCACCUUGUAUGAGAAAGAGUACCAACUCGCUGCAGCCUCUUUGGAGCUCGAAGAGAAGGUGGAAGAAGUGAAGCAGGCGGAGCGGAGCGGCGUAGCGGCGCAACGACUGCUGGCUGUCACUUGUGAUGCUUCUGCGCGGCUCACUGGAGACCUGAGGGUCGCGCAACCUUCUCCGAGCCUAUCAGACUUGCUGAUGUGCGGCUUCGGUAGAAACUCUGGAUGCAAUCACUUAGAAGGGGUUCCAUUUAUGCGCUAUGUGGAUGCCUCUGACCAGCAACGCUUAAAGGAAUUUGUGGAGGAGUCAGCCAAAGCGAUUGCACCACCCAGGUCGAUUCAUCUCCAAAUGAGAGACUCGGGGGGGAUCUCCUUCAAUGCAGAGCUCUUCCACGUGUCUGUACCCAGUUUGACUUCCGAAGACUAUGAGCACCUCAUUGGCAUCAAUCAGGAGAAUAGCGAGCGUGCACUGCACCAAGCAGAUGAGCAACCAGGCGUUGAGAAUAUUCAGUCCCUGCCCUCCGAUAUGCGUCACAUUCUUGGCUACAAAUUGCCUCAGACGCGAAGAGCAGAGCAGCCUAGUCUCAACCGUUCGUCUUCAGAGAGUGAUGGAAGGACUCGUAGCUCCCAAGAGGCCAGCAGCAAGACGAACAACCUGGUCCGCCUUCGUAUGCUGAAGAAUGUCAACUUUGUGGUGGACGUCAGAUCUGAUGACUUCGUGAUCUACUCUGUCCACUUGGAUUUUGCACAGACGCACAAAUGUCCCAUGGAGGCAAUGCCAAAGCUUCUUGAAUGGGUCAAGCCCAACUACAGGUCAGUGGUCAACAACUGGGUGCAAGAACAAGCCAAUGCCCAUUAUGCUAGUGCUGAUAGUGGCAGGGCGAAGAAGGAGCACCAGAAUUCACUCCGUGGUAUCAAGAUCAUUUCUCCGAUGCAAUCAGCGAGGACACUCCUUGCAGGAGAAGUCACCUCUGCUGGGUUUCAUGAACCCGUUGAGGGUGACGCAGCCGAUGGUCGCUCAGAUGUUCCAGGCAGCGACACCACAAGCUCAGGUAAACUGCUCAUGAGCAUAAAAAUGCGUCAUUUGUUUGCUCAUUGA